AUCGUCACUAGAUAACAUCUGCUCUAUAAUUUUGCCUGCAAUAUUUUGUCGGUUUUCCUUAUCUAUUGAUUGCGGAAGAAGAUUUUUAUACGGGCUCAGUUACAAAAAACAGUCGCAAUGCAAGGUUUAAGUAUCCAGAGUUUGAAGAAGCACAAGGCUUUGAUCCCGCUGUACGUGUGCACGGCGCUCGGAUGCGGUGGCGCGGUAUUCUACCUGGCGCGCCUGGCCCUGCGCUCCCCCGACGUGUCGUGGAACAAGAAAACCAACCCCGAGCCCUGGCAGGAGUACCACAACAAGCAGUACAAGUUCUACUCGCCAAACAUUGACCCUACUAAGGAAGGACAAUCACCAGCUCCUAAAUUCUAAUUCAAUUAGUUAUUAUAUCAGUGCUACAGUCUAGAUGUUAUGUUUAUCAAAUAGAUAUUAUGUGAUAACUUAAAAUACAGUUUUUUUUAAAUGCAAGUACCCUUUAUUGUUUCUUUGUAUUGUGUCCC
This is a messenger RNA of Chilo suppressalis (striped riceborer), 494 nucleotides long. Lineage: Eukaryota; Metazoa; Arthropoda; Insecta; Lepidoptera; Crambidae. The record is from the annotation of a GenBank genome assembly.